Blastomyces dermatitidis ER-3 is the source of this 4027-nucleotide messenger RNA. RefSeq lists its product as uncharacterized. The transcript has 2 exons. Bases 891 to 2522 code for a protein of 543 amino acids. The record is from RefSeq and is a predicted model, not a curated record. Lineage: Eukaryota; Fungi; Ascomycota; Eurotiomycetes; Onygenales; Ajellomycetaceae.
UUUAUAUGUCUAUGGAGCAUAACUAACUGACUAUUUAUAAGUUAGUUAUUUAUUUUCAAUCCUCCACCCAGUCCAGAUUAGGGUAGAACAGAUAUAGGAAAGCCAUGGUUUGCACCAGAUGCAAGCAACGAGCUCGGCGUUUCUAUACGGCCCAGACUCAAACGUACUACGGAUUGAGUAACUAGCAUCAAGCUGAAACAGCGAAGGCUGGCAGCUCAGUUUGAACGAUCAUCAAAACCCGGGUUUCGAAUCUUGAGAACGUGGGAGAGGCGGUCCUUCAUUCAACUGUAUGACGGAUGGAAUAUCCGCUUUCCCUGUCUUGGUUGGAGCGGUAUUCACCCCAGCCUCUCGAUUAAUCGCCAACGCGGCGAAUUAGAUGAGAGGGGAAACAGUCAGACCAUGAGGGGUUAAAAGAACAAAGACAUUGUUCCUUCAUUUUACUUCUUCUCAUAUUAUUUAUUUCAACCUCAAACAUUAAUCGCAGUUGAAUUUGACUCCCCCGUUGCGUCGUGCAAGCGGUAUCUGCGAAGAUCUGAAUAGCCACUAUCGCUUCUCGCGUACCUUGGCAGCGUGAUCUAACUAACUACUCACCGACACCCUCAAGGACACUCAGGCAAUUUUCUAUCCUCACGAUAGGUGAGCACGUUUUCCAGGUCGUCGCCUAUCCCGCCCUUGGAGACCUCAACCUGCCUCGCGAGAAGGUUCUGGAUUUCACCACCAGCUAGUUGUACUGUAACUACUUGUUAAGCCUGAAGCACCGGCCAAUUGAGUUGAAGGCUUACGGCCCAAUACGUGGUGAUUGCAGGUUGGCAAAUAAACAAACAACUAGUCUCGGUUUUCAAAGGUCGCUGGAAUCAUAUUAUCAUUCCUCGUUCCCGCCCCUUUACCCAAUGCUCAGCUCUGAAUCGAAAUUAUCCCAAGCUUCUACAACAAUCCGCAACCUGACAUAUUUCCACAACCGCUCCCCGAGCCAACUCCCACAUUGUGAACUACCCUUUGACUCAACAUAUGGAGAUAGUAGGAGUUCAAUAGAUGCUCCUCCCACAAUUUCCACAUUUAGGCCAUCCCUCAAUACCACAACGCACCCGAAAAUAGAAGCAAACACAGCUGCGCACCGCCGAGCGAAAACCGAAACUUUUUCUCUCCCAGGUACCAGGCCUCAUACCAACGGUAACGCGCACCUAAAUCGCCUAGAUGAGGUUAAUCUAGAGCCAAAUACCGAGCAAAAGAUUACGUCGCCUAAAUCAAGUCGCCCAGCGACGCUAUUUACGGGUCUCUUCCAAGGGGAAUCCGCACCGAUUCGCUUCGGCCUGGUACGCUCGUACGCCGAGGAAGCCACAACCAACAACACGGACCGGCCCAAUACAGCAAUGGAAAUGACAGAAUCACUCCCGCCGCGAGCUCAAAGAAAUUUCACGAAAAGGGUGAGCAUGCCUUCCCCACUAAAACAAGUGAGCUCCUCAGCUCGGUUUUCUUUUUUCGGGCCCAGACCUCAAUCCCAAGACUCGACUCGAGGCCAACUGCCUGAACCUGCAGACGACGAAUUUCUAAACCUCGAUGUGAGCUCAGUACUUUUCCCUUCUGGCUCGACGGAUCUUCCAGCACCCGAAGCCCUCAAGAGUCUCCAAUACAACGCGGAGCGUGUUAUUGGUCAGCUCCAAGCUGCAUAUAAAUUACGGACGUUUGCACUCCAUGAAGCACUAGCAGAAAAAUCAUCACUGGGGGAAGAGCUGGAAGAGACGCAAUCACGCCUGCUAAAUAUCAAAAAUCAACUGAACGGGAUGGCAGAGAAGGUGGACGAACAGGACAAAGCCAUGAAAGCCAUGGCAGAGGAACUUAAACUCGAGCGCCAGAAGCGCCAAGAAAAUGAAGAAGAAGAGGCGCGGAAACGAAGUAUUGUCCUUGUCAGAGAACCCGAACCAGCCCAUUAUCAGGAUCACAGCCACCAUCGCAGGUGCAGCUGCGCUGCCAAGGACGGAAGCAGAGACGGCCCUGAGACCAUGUCUACAAAACGCCACAGCAAACGCUCCAGCUGUGGCACCUUCUACAGUGACUCAGGCUUCGAAUCCGGCGAUGAGAGCACUACCGAAAGUAUAUUCUCUCGAAAGUAUGAAAAUCUAGGCUCCCCCUCGACAUUAGCGACAAGGGCCUCCGGCGCGUCGUCGCCAGAUAUCGGCUUCUCUAUUACACCCCUCCCAUCGCUUUCAGAGGACCAACUGGCACCACCACGGCCACAGCCACAACCACAGCAAUCGACAGUGCAAUCCAAACCCACAGCCCCGGCAACAAAACCCUCCGCUUACGACAGAGUGCUCAGGGGUAUAUCGUCAGCUAACCUUGGAGCUUCGUUUAUGAGUUCAAGCCCAUUUUCUACUUCCCGAUGCUCCAACUGCCAUGGAGCCACUGCGUCAGAUGCGUGGGGGGUAGUCUCUGUACUUAAGGAGGAGAAUCGGGGACUUAAGAAUAGAAUUGGGGAAUUGGAGGCUGCAGUUGAUGAGUGUAUUACGUUGGUCGGGGGAUGAGUAAAAGUGAAUAUUUUGUUCAUGAUGCUAAGAAGUUUUUGUUCAUUAUUAUUUUCUUUUUUUCUUUUUUCUUUUUUUUUUUUUCGCAUUUAUUGGGAAUGAGAUAUUUUAAGAAUGAGAGUUGACGAUGAUAUGGCGAUAUGUGGUAGGUAUUAUACAUAUAUACGUUGUUUUAUUUAUGAGAACAGGACUGGAUAAUUAUAGUGGUUUUUCCCUGUCUUGAUAGCGUUGUGGAGAUUGUGACUUUUUUAUGCUACGGUUUAUUAUUUUCCUCUCGAUAAAUAUUAUUUGCCUUUCUUCUCUACUGUGUUUUGGAUUAUGUUCGCUGCGAGCAGCGAGCGAGGUUGGAUUUGAUUCUUUCAGUGAUCACGAGAAGUUUUAACUAACUGGUUUUAAUAUUAGACAGCCUUCUCUACAUUGUUUUAUUUUUUUUAUUUUUAUUUUCUGUUUGUUUGAAGAGAGGAUAGAUCUUGAUGCAUUCUCUAAGAAGUUAACCCCUUGUAUUUCCCCAAGAUCUCCCCCCACUCGAAGACCUUCAUUCACAAGAUAAAACAUAGUUAUAACUCCUUGUCUACCAACACCCGAUUACCCACCCACCCAUAUCUUUUUAGCACAGUGGUUCUUAACACCCCUUACAUUAACGAAAACAACGAUAUAUAUCAACAUAAACGCCCGAAAACUCCGUAUCGGAAUCACCUUCCCUCAGCCCCGGGUCCUCCGCGCCGCUCAAUCCCCGGCCUCAACUCCAAAAUCCCGUUGCACUUCCACAUAUCUAACUCCUCUCGCUUCCGCAAUCAGGCCCAUCAGCCCCUGCCCAAUAUCCUUGAUCUCAUUGUACUCAUGUAACAGACGGAUAUGUCGCUGGACAAUGGCGGCGGCGUCCUUAUCUGUACCCGUGCCUUGGGUAUUCGGGGGACUGCUGUGGUUUGACCUGAGCUUCGGAGAGGAGAGCUUCAGUCUUUGAGAUUUCGGAGUGGAGGGUAGAAAUUUUGGAGGUGAGUGAUUUCUGAGGAGCAGUAUUAGAAAUGUGCCGAUAUGGGAUUUAUAUAGCAUGCGUUAAUAGUAGUUGGGGGGUUGCUAACAAUCAUUUUUUCAUGCUUGUCACUGUACCGACUGGGAGUGGGACUCCCCAGGAGAGAUGGAUCAGGCUCCGGUCUAGAUAAGGAGCUCGCUGGUGAUGCUGUUGGCCGUGGGCUUGAGGUUGCUUGCUCUGUGUUUGCCACUGGAAUGUGAUCCAGGGGAUGAGCCAUUAUUUGUUUUGGUCGGCUCAAUUAAAUAAUCAGGUUAGGUUCCUCCGUUUUGUUCGAAGAUAUUUCGUACUUUGCUCUGGGAUUUCAAACUUAUCAAUAUAAAAUUCCUUGAACAAUCCCGAUAGCCCAACUAGGAGAGAGGGACAGCAAAGGGGUGCAAUGUAGAUCACGGUACUCAUAACAUCUCUAGGAAUUGGAGGUAGCAAGCAAAGUCGCGGGAAGGCAAAAUGAUUUUUUAUAGGAGUGAAGAGUUCA